Aspergillus pseudotamarii is the source of this 1464-nucleotide messenger RNA. It is a transcript of the gene nde1, whose product is annotated as nuclear distribution protein NudE. NCBI's taxonomy places the organism in Eukaryota, Fungi, Ascomycota, Eurotiomycetes, Eurotiales, Aspergillaceae. Gene Ontology annotation, molecular function: microtubule binding. Gene Ontology annotation, cellular component: kinetochore; centrosome; kinesin complex. Bases 1 to 1464 code for a protein of 487 amino acids. The transcript has a single exon. The record is from RefSeq and is a predicted model, not a curated record. Gene Ontology annotation, biological process: chromosome segregation; centrosome localization; cell migration.
AUGGCCAUUGAGAGAAGCGUAUUGCUAGAAGAGGAGAUCAAAAUUGGAGAACAGGAACGAGAGAAUCUACGAAUUGAGAACCAGCAUCUUCGUACUGAAUUGUCUGAGCUGAAGGUCGAAACCGAGAUUGUACAGGAGAAACUCCGGAAUGCGGAAUCCCACGGUGGCCGACGCAGGAAGCCAGCUCCCUUGCACCGCACUCCAUCCACACCACAGACUCCAGAAAUAUUUGGCCGUUCUCCAGGACUGUCGACUGUGUCAUCUCCUAUUUUUGCUACACCACCAAUGAAGUCGUCACUAAUAGCCGCGACUGCAACCCCGCCGUCGCCGCCGAUAUCUGAGUCGUCCACCAGUAUGCGCAAGUCCAUCAAUGCGACUCCUGGGUUUCCUCGACAGAAGGCGUCUGGUUCCGAGUCAUAUAGCUCUCGAUCUUUGCAUAGCUUCCCUCGGCAAAAGGCUUCCGGUUCCGAGUCAUAUAGCUCUCGAUCUUUGCAUGGAUCCAGGACUCAGAAACUAUCCCACGCCCACUCUCGCGCAACGUCCUCGGCACACAGCAAUGGCCGUUCAACUUCAUCAGCUACUUCCCGCGCGAGCCUAUCCAAGCCCAGCCCCGGUCUCUCUAAGCCUAGCCCCAGUCUCUCCAGGCCCAGCCCCGGUUUCUCCAGGCCCAGUCCGAGCCUUUCUAAAUCCACCAACAGUAACAACAGCACUCGGUCGUCCGGGAUGCCCAAGUCAGGCUCAUUGUAUCAAAUUCGUGGCCUGAUCGGCAAAAUGCAGAAAUUGGAAGAAAGGGUUCAGUCGGCCAAAUCGAAACUCCCGGCACCCUCUGACUCACCAUCUCGGGUCUCUUCUCGCUCCGGGUCAAUAGUUAGCGAGAGUCCUGUUGCUUCCACAAUUACUGUUCGCAGGGAGCCUCGUAAACGAUUAAGUGGCAGCAGCUUUAGCUCCUCAAUUCACGGCGACGGUGUCUCAUCAUAUGUCUCGACCAGUCGACCAUCAUUUAACAGUCGGCCAAGCAGCCGCACAAGCUACUCAAGUUCGUUCAGCCACAGCACACACCCUAGUAUUGCACCUUCGACUCGACCUGAAAGUCGCCAGAGUCGGACCAAAACGCCACUGGGACAUUAUUCGACAAAUCCAACCACUGAAAGUCGGCGACCGCGGUCAUCGCUUAGCAACCCGGCGGGACAAAAUGUACCCAUAAACGGCAUGUCUCAUAUUGACGAAGACGAGGAUCUCUCUAUGCACAUGUCUAUGCGGGCAAAGAUCAGUGAGGUCCGCGAAACUCGUCUGCCUUCGUUUUCCACCCCCAAUGGGCUUAAGAAGCGCACCCCCAGCGGAAUUCCAUCCAUCCCUGCGCCUCGAAGCCUUCGCACUAGCACGGGACUUGAUCGACGGGAGGGUCAAAUGGGGCCGCCCGAUCCGAAGACUAAGACCACUACCGAUUUGGGCGAAACUUUCUAA